Lentinula edodes (shiitake mushroom) is the source of this 2642-nucleotide messenger RNA. RefSeq lists its product as uncharacterized. The transcript is spliced from 5 exons. The coding region runs from base 108 to 2642 and encodes 844 amino acids. The record is from RefSeq and is a predicted model, not a curated record. Gene Ontology annotation, molecular function: protein binding. Lineage: Eukaryota; Fungi; Basidiomycota; Agaricomycetes; Agaricales; Omphalotaceae.
GUAUGUUUAUAGAGAACCUAGAAAGUACUACAUAAAAAGUCUGAGAGCAUUUAUCAACCCUGUGAACCAUAGUACGCUCAACCCACAACCAUUGCCAACUUCGUUUGAUGUCACGUAUACCUCAGACCGCUCGUGCCAAAACCCCGACUCCUACCCCUCUGAAAGCAAGGGCUGCGCCGUCUCCAGUGCCGGCUAGAGCUCGCACAAAGUCUGCUACAGGUCGUUCUACACCUUCCAAAUCUGCAGUGAAAGAUGAUUCACCACCGGCCGUACCGACCUUGAGCGUCAAGGAAGCUAUAGCUUUGAAGCGCGCAGAAGCCAAGAAGGCACAAGAAAGAGCUCUAAAUGCUUCUUUGAACGAUUUGUCUUCCUUGGAAGACGCGAUACCUUCCAUCUCUGGCGCUGUGGUAGAAGAGGAGGAUGCUCUAGGUCGCUGGUCAGUGCGGGAAACAAUCGAACGGGGUCGAAGCUCAGGUGUUGUGAAUUUAACAGCGCGGUCUUUACCCUGCAUUCCAUCUGCCCUGUUCGAAAUACAUUUAGGCAUAACCCCAGAUCCUUUAAAAUCUGUUCCAAACGAGCCAAAUUUACCGCCUUCAGAUACAGUUCCUGCGCGACGCGGUGGAAAACGCGACAAUCCGGCCUGGUUUGAGGCGCAGGACCUCACGACUUUGAAAGUGUGGAGUAAUGAUAUCGCGGAAAUCCAGCACGAAAUAUCCAUGUUUGGAUCGCUCAAGGUUCUUGAUUUACACAAAAAUCAGAUAACAUCCCUCCCGAAAACAUUCGGAGACUUGACCAGACUAACGACAUUGGAUUUGUCGCACAAUUCCCUUACUUCUCUCCCUUCCAACAUUUUCACCUUCCCUGAGCUUUCGGUCCUCAACAUCUCGCACAACCAUUUCACUUCGUUACCUUGCAAUGCUCCGUUUGUAUCUUCAUCGGCCAAAAAGCAGAACAAUUCGAGCGGUGGCUUCUUCGGUCCUGUAAUCGCUCGCUCGUCCGUCCCACUACCCAAGCUAGUCAGCCUUGAUGCAUCUCAUAACAAGAUUACUGCAGAAGCCAUCGACCCGGAGAUACCAACAGCUCUUGUCAAAAUAAAUCUCUCGUUCAACCCUCUCGGCAAUUCCGCCGCCUUUAUGAACAAUAUAUCCAGGCUCUCAAAUCUUCAAGAACUCCGAAUGGAACAGGCUGAUAUCGGAGACGAGUCUUUCCCCGAAGAUAUCAACUCCUCAUCAAAACCCUCUUUCCCUCGACUUCGUAUCCUUGAUCUGGGCGAAACUCGGGUCACCACAGAUACCAUUAAAGCCGCUGUACAAAAAUUCCGACCACAACGUGAGAUCAGCCUUGAUCUGACUACAGAGAAUCCACCUGAAGGAGUUAUACUCGUGCUCGUUGGCAAAAAAGUUGUUCGUGAGGCGUGGGAGAUCGAAGCUGAGCGUAAAGCGAAAGUUCGUGCUGCCAAAUUUGCUCAAGAGGAGGGAAUCGAAUGGGGUGAUAGCCCACGCAGGUCAGUUAACAAGUCGUCUGGCUCAAGCUCAGGCGUGGUAGAGAAGGAAGCUUGGGAGAUAGAAGCUGAGCAGGGUUUACUAACGGAAGGCGGGAAACGAAGAGCUAAAGCGCAGGCAGCAGCAGCAGGCACUUCUGGAUCUACCUCGGCUUCUACGGCCAAGAGGCCAAUAUCAAAAGCAGAGAUUGUGAAAGAAGCUUGGGAAAUUGAAGCGGAACAGGGUUUGCUUACAGAAGGUGGCAGACGACGAGCUCGAGCUGCGGCCCUGGCUGCCGAGGCGAAAGAGAAGGAAAAGGCAGCAUUAUCCACUUCAUCACCUGCUCCUUCUCUAGCAAACUCCCAGUAUUACACUCGUGCAACUAAUGCGCUUGCUCUACCCGCAUCAACUCCUCCUUCGAAAGCAAUCAGCCACGGUAGAGCUUUUUCAUUCAAUCCUUCUUCCUCCGCAUUCACUGGAUCACCCUCUCCGAAUGAUUUUGCUGUGCCACUACCCUCUGCACCUUUAGCCGAGAUCGCUGCUCAACCUUUCGCUCUUACUCUGAGAGUUCUCACGCUUAACAACCGUCGCGCAGACCGGUCAUUCACUCUUCCAGCCUCAUACGGAUCAGCUCUACUCCCUAAUCUCGAAGAACUCGACUUAGAGGGAUGUAAUUUCGCUGACAACGUCUCCGUCGCACGCAUUCACUCAUCUCCUGAAGGAAGCAGUCCCAAUCGAUCCAGUGAACCUCUCGUGCCUCUUCUCGCAUCCCUCUUUCCAAGCUUACGUGUACUAAACCUCUCCUACAAUACCCUCACCAGCGCUUGUCUCACAACCGAUACACUUUCCGCCCUUAUACUCGAAGCCCCUCAUCGCAAGGGUCUCAAACAGCUCAUUUUACGCGGGAACAAGCUGACGGAGCUUGAUGGCUUUCAGGGCUUGGCGGAGAUGUUCAAAGGAAAUCGGGACGUCCCUGGGUGGAAAUUAGACGAGCUAGAUUUGAGGGAUAAUGAUAUCGGAAGGUUACCGGCAGAAUUGGGUAUGUUACCAUUGGAUGUAUUUUUGGUUGACGGUAAUGCAUUCCGCGUUCCUCCUCGAAGAAUUUGGGAGCGGGAGGGUACGAAAGGUUUGUUGAGCUGGUUAAGAGGCAGGAUGGAAUGA